UCAACUUCUGAACUGAACAGUUUGAUACAAAUUCAAACAGCUCAACCUAAGUUAACUACUAGACAAACUGCCCCAUUCUGUAUCUGACACAGUUAUCUUUGCAGAAAUGGAAAGGAAUAAACCACUGGUAAACACAAUCUCAGACAACUACAAGAUCCUGAAAGUUCUGGGACAGGGCUGCUUCGGACAAGUCGUCCACUGUUUCAAACAGGACACAAAAGAGCAUGUAGCUGUGAAGGUGUUAAAACUAAGAAAUCAGCAACAUGGAAACCAGAGAGAGCUGCACAUACUGAAAAAGCUCAGAUGUUUGGACCCUGAGAAGAACAACAUUGUCAGAUGCCUUGAAUGGUUCUGCAGGAUCGACCGGACCUUCAUGGUCUUUGAAAUGCUGGACAUGAGCAUCCUGGAUUACAUGCGGCUGACAAACUUUGCUCCUCUUCCCCUACACGGAAUAAGGACCAUCAUCAAAGAUGUGGUGACGGCAUUAACUGCGCUGAAGGGAUUUGGACUGAUCCACACAGACUUGAAAUUGGACAACAUCAUGCUGGUGGACCAUCGGAGACAGCCAUUCAGAGUGAAGCUAAUUGACUUUGGCUUAACUCUUGAGAAACCUGAAGUCCAUCCUGGACUUGGUGUUCAGCCUCUUUGGAACAGGGCUCCUGAAGUCAUUGUGGGCUUCCCAUUCAGUGAGGCCAUCGACAUUUGGUCUCUUGGCACAGUGAUGGCAGAGCUUCUCCUCGGCUUUCCACUUUUCCCGGGGCAAUAUGAGUAUCAGGUGCUGAGUUUCAUCAUCGACCUCCUGGGUGAUCUUCCGAAGAGAAUUCUGGAUGGAGGAUUAAAUACAUCAACGUACUUCAAUGCGAGACACAAGUACUUAGCGUUUUUGUACUGGGAACUCAUGAAGUCAUUUCACUACGAGGCUGUGACGGGACACAAGAUGGUGGAUAGGAGGAAGUACAAGUUUUCCUCUCUGGAUGAUUUGAAAACAUCGAGCCAGCACACAGCAAACAGCGCAGAGGCUGCUGAUAGGAAGGAUUGUGUUGAGCUGUUAAAGGAAAUGCUUAAGAUGGAUCCCAAGAAAAGGAUAACCCCGAGCGAAAUCCUGCAGCAUCCUUUCAUACUGGGGAGCUACCCCAGGCCCACCAGUCUUAGCAGUAGUAUUGCAGCCUGGCAGAACCAAUCAGUCAGCAUGAAAAACACUGCAGAGACCAAGACUAAUGACAUAAAGGAGCAUUUGCUCUCGAACGACAAUAUUUGUUAA
Messenger RNA from Centropristis striata (black sea bass), 1261 nucleotides. RefSeq names its product homeodomain-interacting protein kinase 1-like. Gene Ontology annotation, biological process: peptidyl-serine phosphorylation; peptidyl-threonine phosphorylation. Lineage: Eukaryota; Metazoa; Chordata; Actinopteri; Perciformes; Serranidae. The record is from RefSeq and is a predicted model, not a curated record. The transcript has 10 exons. Gene Ontology annotation, molecular function: ATP binding; protein serine/threonine kinase activity; protein tyrosine kinase activity. Gene Ontology annotation, cellular component: nucleus; cytoplasm. Bases 107 to 1261 code for a protein of 384 amino acids.